Messenger RNA from Symbiodinium sp. CCMP2592, 1344 nucleotides. The record is from the annotation of a GenBank genome assembly. Lineage: Eukaryota; Dinophyceae; Suessiales; Symbiodiniaceae.
AUGGCUGCCGUGACCCAGGAAGCCAUGGAUCACGUCGCACCCCGCGCCAACGCCUUCCGCAAGUUCAUGGCUGAUGUUUGCGAGACAGUCUGCCUGGAGUUUGAGCGUGAGGUGCGGGAGAUGUCGGAGGACAUCUUGAUGUAUCGCGGGGAGUUGGCCCGCUGUGCCGACCUGCUGGCCUUUCAGUUGGGAAAGGAAAAGCAGUAUCACAACAUGCUGGAGAACAUAGCGGAAAAUACAUCUGUUCUAAUAGGGAAGUCAUCAGAACUUGGUCAAAAACAUGAUGCCCAUGAACCGCUGCGCGAGCAGAUGAACCAGAUCAUGGACGUUAUCAUGAACACGCACAAGGACGUGAAUGCGGGACACGGCGCGGUCCACCACGAUCACCGACAGAUGGUGGAGAGUCACUUGAUGACGUCGGCCCAGCUCCAGAAUCAAGCAGCAGCUGUUCAGGCGGAGCUGGACAACAUCAUGAAGGUCCUCAACGUGCCCGUCGUCGGAUACACGAAGGCACCAGUGGUGCCCUCACCGGCAGCGCCUGUGAAAUCGAACGGGCCCUUCGCACCCUACACGCCACCUCGCGCGAACAACCCGCAAUCUCCUGGCAUGUCCGUCGGCAGUCCGGGGAGCAUGGGGAGUCCGGGUGGGACUGCUGGGAAGAAGCCUUUGGGUGCAUCUCCUGCGCAGACCAUGGCAGGCUACGGUGCAAGGGCCGGGGUCCUCUGGACGGACUUCUUGGGCGACGAGCUCAUCGAGUUUGAUACUAUGAACCCAUCUUUCCAGCAGGUCACCACAAACUUGCUAAAGUAUUGGAUCGCUUAUGCCGACAUCGAUGGGCUCCGCCUGUCCUCUGUGGGUUUCAUGUCCGCAGACUUCACGGCCUACCUGUCCACACAUCUCAGGCGGUAUGCAACCAAGCUGGGGAAAGAGCAGUUCUUCAUGAUCGGGGAAGUUGAUCUCAGCGAUCAGCCCUUUGGCCUCCAGCACGUGGGUACGAUGUCUGGAGCACCGCCACAGAGAUUGCCUUAUCAGUUGAAGCGGGCGAGGGAGGAGCUAUGUCCAUACUUCUCCGGCUUGCGACCAGCGGCUCCAGGCUUGAUGGCAGCGUACCCGACAGCCGAAGUUGCACACUUACGCUCGGUCACCAGCUCCAAGAUCCCUCCGACGGAGUUCUUCCAAAGCCAGAUCUAUCUCAAGGCUCAGGAGGUGCAGCGGGACAUCUCCAAUGUUGCCGACGUGAGGCAUGGGUUGCGCUUUGCCUUGCAGUGCACCGGUGCGAAGUUGGCACGGUGCGAGCACGACAGGUCAGCCUGGACAGCAGCAGAAUCAUACCAGCUGCCUUAA